AUGUCAACUACACCAAUGGCAGCUCCUCCCGGAGCGGAUCUCAAGCCUGUCACCUCCUCACGCGGUCGAAGCAGCACAUCUGACGAGCAGAAACUACGAUCAAGCUGUGAAAGCUGUGCUCAGUCAAAGCUGAAAUGUUCUGGAGACAAGCCUGCUUGUGCGAGAUGUGCGAAGCGUGGACUGGCCUGCAAGUAUGUCAUUGCGAAGCGAGGGGGCAGGAAGCCCAAAGGCUACACGAGCACGAACGACAACAACCCAUCGAAGCGAAGGGAAGAUAGCCACUCUCCAGCGGCUUCUCAGUGGUCAUCCACGGGCCAUCUGGAACAAUCAUACCCAUAUUGCGAUCCUACAAUCAGUGGGUCUGCUUCGCCAGCCCUGAUCGCCAUGUCCGACUUUUACAAUCCAAUGGAUCAGAAUUUACCGGAUGCCCCAACCUCGCAUAGUGAUAUAUCCAUGGAUUUCGACUUCAACGACUGCUUCUCGCUCGGCUUCCCCAGCUCGAAUGAGCUCUCAGAUUUCUGCAACGUUGGCUCCACAGAUAUGUUCUCGCCCAGCCUCGAUAGCAGCAGCAGCAGCAGCACUGGUCCCGAACGACAGCUCCUUUGCGAUGGAUUUUCGCUCACAGACGAUGCAAUGUCGGACCUCUUCCCACUCUCACCUCCGGAACCUCAACAGCAGAUCUCCUGCACGCCGACCGAUAAGAAUCCACACAGCUACCAAGAGGCUUGUCUGAAUGGCUCUUGCUCCUGUUUAGUCGAGGCACUCAGCCUUAUGAAACAACUCGUCUCAUCGCCCGCGAGAAACGGCGCAGCCUCACCGCCAAACAUCCAAACCAUCAUCGAUCGUAACGAAGCCACGAUUGAGUCGGUACGAAGGAUGCUGGAAUGCUCGUGCUCACAGGACGAUGGAUACCUGCUUUCCGUGAUGUCUCUCAUCAUCUUCCGGGUGCUGGGAUGGUACGCUACCGUAGCACGCCAAACAGCUUGCGACGUCGACAGUCAACCAUCACGCUCUCCGCAAUCCUCAAUAUCUUCAGCUGGCAGCGGCUACUGUCUCGAAGGAGCAGACUCAGCACGGAUGGCAGCUCAACUUGUGCUAAGCGAGAUUCAUCACGUCCGAAGAAUCGUCCACCAGCUUUCUCUGAAGCUCAAAGCUCAAGGCGAGAAGGAGAGAAGUCGUCCUGAGACUAGAAUGGAAGGCUUGGAGGCCAUGGAUAACGAGAUGACUUUACCGCUUUCUGCUACAAUGUACGAUCAACUCGACGUGGAUCUGAAGAAGCGGUUACGAGCUCUUUCUUGGGAGAUGAUAGAUCGAUUACGCAGGUAUUGA
Messenger RNA from Pseudocercospora fijiensis CIRAD86, 1329 nucleotides. RefSeq lists its product as uncharacterized. Gene Ontology annotation, biological process: aflatoxin biosynthetic process; regulation of DNA-templated transcription. NCBI's taxonomy places the organism in Eukaryota, Fungi, Ascomycota, Dothideomycetes, Mycosphaerellales, Mycosphaerellaceae. The record is from RefSeq and is a predicted model, not a curated record. The coding region runs from base 1 to 1329 and encodes 442 amino acids. The transcript has a single exon. Gene Ontology annotation, molecular function: DNA-binding transcription factor activity, RNA polymerase II-specific; zinc ion binding; DNA binding. Gene Ontology annotation, cellular component: nucleus.